AAAUGGGGUGUUAGCUGCGGCAAGUCGUUUGCAACGCCGCGUUAUUGUUGUGUUAUAAGUGAUUGGUGAAAAAAUUUCCAUGGAUAAAGUAAUUGGAUGCGAAAAUCUAUAGUGCUUAAAAAAAAUUUCUGUAAAAAAUUGUGAGUUUCAAGUGCCAACCAAUAAGGGCGGUGGCUUUGAGAAUGGGAAAGAAUUAUAAAAAGCAGAGUAGCUGUGGUACAAUUCAUGAAAAAUCUUAGAAGACGGGUGAAUCACACGCAUGUACAUAUACAAUUGCACACCUGCGAACGGUGGUGUAAAGUAAAGAAUCUGUGGGAAUCAACGAAUGACAAAAAUUUUUGUGAAUUAGAAGUAACUUUUCAACCCGCCUGCUGUUACUGUCGGCGGCUGUGUUCUAACCCACUAACAGCACUAGAACAGACAACAAUUAAUAUUUUUAGCUCUCAGGAUUAGUGAACAUACAUCUAUAGUGUUUAGCAGCGGGUAUUAAAAAUAAAAGCAACAGCAAAUUGUUGGAUACAAAAGGUAUUUUUUGUGGAUUUACUGUCUGGCUUAAAUAAAAUAAACGCAAAACUGGCGGACGAACAAGCAGAAAGCGCCAACAAGAUGAGUUGGGGAACGCAACUAUGGGACCAGUAUGAAAAUAUAUCGUCACAGACGAACAAAGGCAUAGAAUUCCUUGAAAAAUAUUGCAGUUUCAUACAAGAUCGUCUGGCGAUAGAAAAAGAAUAUGCCACCAAAUUGCGACGCUUGGCGAAGAGCUACCAGCCGAAAAAGCGGGAGGAGGAAGACAACGAAUUUUCAUCCUGCCAAGCUUUUCGCAAUGUGCUGAAAGAAAUCAACGACUUAGCGGGCCAGCGCGAAGUAGUCGCCGAAUCACUGGAGCAACGCAUCGUGCAAGGCAUACAAGUGCUCUCCAAAGCGUUACGAGAUGAACGAAAGCGAUGUCUUAAUGAAGGCACAUCCCUACAACAGACCCUUACCGCACAGUUGAGCGCACUUGAUCGUGCCAAACGCAACUACGAGAAGGCCUUCCGCGAGUCGGAAAGAGCUGUGGAGAAUCACAAGAAAGCCGAUAUGGAUCUGAAUUUGAGUCGAGCCGAAGUGGAACGCUAUAAGAAUAUAAUGACAGCGAAAAUACAACAAUCGGACGAUGCGAAAAACGAAUAUGCCAAUCAACUGCAGAAGACAAACAAUUUACAAAGGCAGCACUACGGUGUCGCAUUGCCAACAGUUUUCAAUCGCCUACAAGAGCUGGAUGAGAAGCGCACAGGUGGCAUACGUGAAUUCAUCAUUGGCACAGCAGAGGUCGAAUCAGCGGUGGCGCCCAUCAUUGCACGGUGUAUGGAGGGCAUUGUCAAAGCGGGCGAGUCAAUAAACGAAAAGGAAGACUCCUUCAAAGUCAUAGAAAGAUAUCAAUCGGGCUUCACUCCACCAACCGACAUACCCUUCGAUGAUUUGUCGAAACAUAAUCCCGAUUCACCGCUAGAUUCCCGUGUGCUUUCAAAUCAUUUCACCGUCAAGGGCACCAUUAGCAAAGGCGUCAAGAAACGCACAGCGAUCUUCAGCUUCUUCGGCAGCAAUAAGCCACAGAAGAUUUAUGAAGCCUGUAUCACCAUGAAGAACUCCCUAACGGCGGACGGCCAAAAGGAAGAUUUCAGCGAUUUACCACCGAGUCAACGGCGCAAGAAGCUACAAGCUAAAAUUGCCGAACUGCAGCAUAAACUCAAUCAAGAGGUGGCCACACGUGAUGGCCUCAUGAAAAUGAAGAUGGUCUAUGAGUCGAACUCAUCGUUGGGCAAUCCGAUGACAGUCGAAGGACAGCUGAAUGAGUCCGAGCACAAAAUGGAAAAGUUACGCAUGGAUUUGAAGAAGUUCCAAGGCUAUUUGGAGAGUGCGAAUCAAAUGCCGCUGGCCAGUAAUAGUCCGCAAGCGAGUCGCAUACUCAUGCAGAAUGGACACCGAACAUCGAGACAUUCCAAUGGCAGUGCCGAAGAUCACAACGAUGAUGGCGACGAUCAUGCCGAUGACGGUGGCAGCUUAAGCAGGUCAGGUUCUGAGGAUAAUGUGGCGCAAAUACAAAAUGGGCAUAAUAAUAACAAUAACGGCAGUUCGGCUAGUCCCGAAAGCGGUUUGGGUACGUCGCACACCUCACUGCCGGGUUCAGGGCAGGGUAGUGCGAACGAGAACGCCAUCGGCGAGGACGACUACGAUGGAGCGGAGAUCGAGGUGCUGCAGCCGUUGGGCACGUGUCGAGCGCUCUACCCCUUCGAAGCGACCAGCGAAGGCAGCAUACCGAUGAUUGAGGGCGAAGAACUGCAAGUCAUUGAGAUCGAUCAGGGUGACGGUUGGACGCGCGUGCGCCGUGCCAACGCCGCGAACGGCUGGGAUGAGGGAUUUGUGCCGACUAGUUAUAUUGAAUGUACACUUCCAUACAUACAUUUGGUUGAGAGCAUGGCAUUCAUUUAUAAAAACAACAAAGCUGUCGACGGCGCCGAGCCGAGCAGUUCCACAAGCAGCACACCGACUAUUGACUAUUUCGAGCAACAACACAGCAGUGUUGUCUAGCAUACUAUGUAAAUGUGUAUGUGUCCCAAACGUUUCGAUUCCAAAAUGACCAAAUAUGAUUUGCUGACUUUGAGCGCAAGUGAGCGAUAGCGAAAGAGAAAAAGAGAGAGGGCGUAACUUAAGCGCGAAAUAUCUAAUAACCACGCAUUGUGAAUUCGCUUUUCAUUAUGUACUAUUAUUAUUCAUAAUUUUUUUCAUUUGAAAUUUUUCAUAAUGUUUAUAUAGAAAAAUAAUUAAACUAAUUUAAAAUGCUGUGAAAGAAAGAAAUUCAUACAGACAGUGAUACAACUCUAUUGUAAUUGUAUAAAUGAAAAAAAAAAAUAUAUAUAUAAACAAAAUUGCAGAAAUGUGGGAAAACUGCAAAGAAAACAUCAACAAAGAAAAAAAUAUUUGUUAGGGGGGUUAGCGGGGCAAAUGGUUAACUUAAAUGUGUUUGCGUAGAUAAAAUGAAAUUGUAUUUUUAUUUCAGUGCAUUUUUUAAUUUUUCACUACCACUGUCACAGCCACAACUGUUAUUAUAAACAUACAUAUUAAUUAUAUAACAAAAUAUAUAAGAAGUUGCACGCUCUUUCGCCGCAAAUUAAAAAAAAUUAAAGUUUUAAUUGUAAAUUACUGUCAAAAACUCACUAACAGAUCUYUCUCUAAGCAAGCAAAUACAAAAAAAAAAAAAUUAUAUUACAAUAAAAAAUAAGCAAAUCAUAGUAAAUGCAAAAUAUUUAAAACUAUAAAACGCAACCUCUAUUAAGCACCAGCAACACAAUCAUACAAAAAACUAUCAAUUUAUUAUAAAGAAUGCAAACAUGCCCUAAAAAAGCAUUAAAUUAUUUGAAAAAAAAAAAAA
Bactrocera latifrons is the source of this 3409-nucleotide messenger RNA. It is a transcript of the gene Cip4, whose product is annotated as formin-binding protein 1-like. Bases 607 to 2568 code for a protein of 653 amino acids. Gene Ontology annotation, biological process: signal transduction. NCBI's taxonomy places the organism in Eukaryota, Metazoa, Arthropoda, Insecta, Diptera, Tephritidae. The transcript has 14 exons. The record is from RefSeq and is a predicted model, not a curated record. Gene Ontology annotation, molecular function: protein binding.